GGUAGUAAGAUUCUAGAUUUUAGCGAAAAUUUAGGUGCAUUUCUUUAAUGUAAACAGUGUUUUAUUCACGAGUAUUAAUUUUUGUGCAAAAUGUUUUAAAACUAAAUUUAAAUGAUAACAACAUUAAAAAUAAGUUACUCCUGAUUUUAUAUAUUCGCAUAGAUACGCCCCAAGCUUUUGGUGGAGCACCUUUUCUUGAGACUUUUUUUAUGUAUUAAAUAUAUGUUUUAUUUGUUUUAUUUAUGUACUUAAUAGUCAGAGUUUCUUCCAUUCAUAUUCUAUGAUAUAAUUACUAAUAUCUAAGCGACAGGAUAUUACUGAACAGGCAUUAAGAAAAUCAUUUGAGGAAAACCAAUUUUACCUAUAGCAUAUGCAAAUGUUUGCUUUAGCGUUCUUUUAAGAAAUCUUUUUCAUUAAAAAAACUUAUUUAAAAACAAAUCAAUAAUAUAAUAAGAGCACAAAUUUUUCUUCUUCAUAAAUUCAUUGUACUGCACCUGUAUGUGACAGAAAUUUAAUUUUAAUCGAACCAGACACAUCCUAUACCGGGAAGCAGCUCAUUUGUUAGAAGAAAGAACAUAAAGGCUUGUUGAUAAUGACAAAUACUGUACGAAAUGACGAAUUAAGAACAAGUGAUCAUGCAGGUAGUAGAGAGUGGUAUGCAUCACAGCAUAUGAGGCAUAUUGAGCGAAAAUUCUGUUCUCACACCGCAUGCCAGACAUGUAACUUCGAUUCAUUAAACAGAAACAUUGGGAAAGGAUGCCCACGUGAUUCUUACCUUCACCCUGGUCGAGAUAAUCUUCAAGAGCAGGAUGAACAUUUACGUAGAAUUCAACGUAUUGAUGAAAUCAUGAAGCGAUCCACAUCUACGCUACAUAAUGGUUACCCGUUUAGCAUUCGACGAAUAUUAAAACCAGACCACGCUAAUCACGCUAAUCGUAUUCCUGUUCACACUUACCAUAUCUCUACAUAUGGUUGUAUAGAUCAAAGAAAGACAGUUAUGCCACAUCACUAUAAUCAUCGUAAGAACACACAUGACCGGGGAGAUCAGAGGUUGAUCUGUGACGUGAGUGGGUGCAAAAAAUGUAAUGUACCGUAUCCCAACAUUUGUGCAGUUCCACACUCUUUCAUUGACAUGGCAAUUCACCAACAGCCAACGCAUUCUCAAAUUAAAAGUGAAAAGAAGCAGGAUGAGGUUUUUGCAGCAUCGCCUGGUGAGGUACGAGAUUAUAAACCAAUCAAAAGUAAACAUAAACUGACGUCAUCCAAGAAACGAAAGCGCCACAGAACCGCUUUUACACCUACGCAAUUAUUGGGUCUUGAAAAUUCCUUUGAAAGGGGUCACUACUUGGUUGGUGAUGAGAGAAGACAACUCGCACAGUUUUUACGUUUAACUGAAACACAAAUAAAAGUUUGGUUUCAAAACCGUCGCACAAAAUGGAAACGACAAAGAAAUGCUUUAUACGAGAAUGUCGAAUAUUCCGACGAUAGCGACGCUUCCGGGCUUGAGUAAUGGUUGGGUUGUCAAAACACACUAGAAUGAAGAUCACGCCAGGUGGCACCAUCUGCGGGAUGGCACAAUCCUUGGGAUGGCAUUGGUGACACCAUCUCUACGGUGGAACUCACACGUGAAUACCAACGAAAUAAAGGAAUGUUUUAGUUUACGCAUGACAAUAAAAAAGUGAAUGUUAUGUAAAUAAAAUAUGAAUUAAACAGUCUAUUAAGAAAUAGGAUAACCUGA
Molecule: messenger RNA, 1738 nt
Organism: Hydractinia symbiolongicarpus
Lineage: Eukaryota; Metazoa; Cnidaria; Hydrozoa; Anthoathecata; Hydractiniidae
Product: NK1 transcription factor-related protein 1-like
Exons: 3
Coding region: 593-1510 (305 amino acids)
Biological process (GO): regulation of DNA-templated transcription
Molecular function (GO): DNA-binding transcription factor activity, RNA polymerase II-specific; DNA binding
Source: RefSeq, a predicted model, not a curated record